Messenger RNA from Moneuplotes crassus, 945 nucleotides. The record is from the annotation of a GenBank genome assembly. NCBI's taxonomy places the organism in Eukaryota, Ciliophora, Spirotrichea, Euplotida, Euplotidae.
UAAGCCAAGCAAUGAAUGAAGAGCAUACCAGGCUUCUCCUAAAAAUCCUAAAGCCUAAAAUCUCACGCCAACGAGCAAGCAUGUUUGCCAGAUCUUUCUUCAAAUCUUCCCAAAAGAGCCAAAAGUUCUUUAGAAACUCCAAAUCUAUCAAUCAUUCAAAGCCCAUUCCUCGGUCACAUCGGAACAGAAAAAUUUCAAAGUCAAUGGUGCAGACAGGUUCAAACUUUCGUCCAAAACCAGCAUCUCCAUAUAGACGACCUAUACAUAUUUCCAAGCAAGACCAGGAAUCCCACACCCCAUCUCCGUACUUCUUCUAACCCCUCAAAGAACCCAACGACCUUAACUUCCAGAAACUCAACAAUAUAGACAAGCCUUUUAAGAUCUCUGACAAAGUGCAAAAAUGUUCUUUGAAAAGGAUGAAAAAGAACUGGGACUAUCAGAUUCAAGAAUUGGAGGAGAAAGAAACUAAUAAGAAUAUUUCAUACAGAAACAAAAUAAAAAAAGAAGCAGAUAAAAUUUAUAUUUCCUUAAAUCUUGCAAAAAAAGACAAUGAAAGAUUAAAGAAAUAAAAUAAUUUCACAGCAAAAUAAGAAAGAAUAUCUUGCUAAAACUUUGACUAAACUUCAGAAAAUACUAGAACUGAUUGACAAAUUUAAGACUACAAAAGAGAUUGGAAAAGAUACCAGAAUUUUUAAUCUCUUCUCUCUUAGAAAACUUGAAUUCUCAGGCGCUGAAAAGCGUAGAGCUCUAAUUGACGCCAAUGAAUCCAGAAUCCAGCAGAUGGCUGAGGAAGAACAAAUAUUUACUGAGCUGAAGCUUAAGAUCCUAGAUUUUCAAUGUGGAUUUCAGAAACAUUCCACUCAGAAUGGCCCAGUAGAGAUCAUGGAAGAGAUCAUUAAAACAUUCACUGAGAACAAGUAAGAUACAGAUAUCAGGAUAUUUACC